UUUAUUGCAUCUUUUUUUUUCUUUUUUCUUUUUUUUUCGAGUCGGAUUAAGAGCAGGUAAAAUAAAUAGAGUUUUCGUUCUUUUCUUUCUUGUUCUUUUUUUUUAUGACUUUUUCAUUUCUAACUCGCUCUAAACCUUCACCACCACCACCACAAUAUGAACUAUCACAGGUUAUCAACUUGGAACCACUUAUGUCAUUCAUGGACAGUAGAAACAGUUUAAGUCAUAUUUUAGACAACGACGAUAUUAGUGAAAGUAGUAAUUCAAGUACAAGUUCCAUCCAUAGAACAUCCAAUUAUCAAAAAGAAGAAGAAGAAGAGGAAGACAGUACUCCUUUUUUAAGUAGAGAUAUUGAAGAAGAAGCAAACGAUGUGAUUGGCAAAAAAACUGUAAGUUGGAUGUACAUUCUUGACGAUAAAAACUAAAAAACAAAGAAAACCACAACCUGCAAUAAAUGGAUAUGUAUGGCUUUUCUUUUACUUAUUUUUACAUUUUGGCUGAUAUGGACCAUUGGUCUAAGUCAAAUGGGACCAGUGACAGAGGCUGAGGAACAAUCUUCUGUUAAAAAGCAUAUUGAUUUACCAGAUUUGUAUAAUAUAUCAUUUGCUACUCGAAGGCCUUCACUUGAAUGGGUCAAGCAUGAUCUUCGAGAUGGUGUAUUUAGUUAUCGAAGCCCGACAACAAACGAUAUUAUCUUACAGUCAAUUGAAGGAGGAGUCGCUGGGAUAUUAGUGAAUGCAACAGACCUAUCUAUCAAUGAAGGUCAAUUAGAGGUUGAAGGAUUUGAAAUAUCACAAGAUGCACAAUAUAUCCUGUUCAAGACAAAUGUAACCAAGUUGUGGCGAUAUUCGUCCUAUGCCAACAUGUAUGUUUACCAUGUCAGCAACAAGACUUUAUUCCCUCUGCAUCCUCUUGCCACAGUCAAUAAUACACCCAUGGUUUCUUAUGCAGUCUGGAGUCCUCAAGGACAUCAAUUGGCCUAUGUACUUGGCAAUGAUUUAUUUGUUACUGAUUUACAAAACACAACGCGUAUUACCUUUGAUGGAUCUUCUACUAUCUUUAAUGGUGUGCCUGAUUGGGUAUAUGAAGAAGAAGUGUUUAGUAAAAACUAUGCUGUUUGGUGGUCCCCUGAUGCAACUCACCUUGCUUAUUUGAGAUUCAAUGAAACAGCUGUACCUGAAUAUCAUAUGCAAUAUUAUACUGCAUCGAACAACAGUUAUCCUGAUGAAACAUCGAUAAGAUAUCCCAAGGCUGGAUCACCCAACCCACUUGUAUCACUUCAUGUACAUUCAUUACCGACCAAUACAACCUUCAUGAUCACUCAUAGUGAUGUACUGAACACGACGCAGGGUUUUCCAGAAACAGACCGUCUUAUCACAGAUGUUGUUUGGGCAACAGAGACACAUACACAUCUUUUAUUCAAACAAACAAAUCGCAUUCAAGAUACUGAACUGACUCACCUCGUCAGUCUAUCACCCAACCUGACACAGAGCAGCAUUCAGUUAGCACGUACUUAUAAACCCAAUGAUGGUGGAUGGGUUGAUUUAGCACAAACCAUGGUCUUUAUUCCAAACAAGAAAGCCAAUGAUUCAGUCGUACGUUAUUUAGAUGUGAUUGAUGAUGGAAAAGGGUUUAUGCAUCUGGCUAUUUUGAGAGCCACAGAUACAAAGCCACGCUCGCCUCAUUGGUUGACAUCAGGAAAAUGGGAAGUUGUGUCUGGCAGUGUGGUGGUUGACAAGACAAGACAGUUGGUUCAUUAUAUCUCGACUGAAAAAUCGCACCUUGAACGUCACUUGUACAGUAUUCAAUUAAACCAUUCAAAACCUAUUCGAACAAAACUAUGCUUAACGUGCGCUGACGAUGAAGAGGUGCAUGCGUAUUAUGAUGCCAGUUUCUCACCUCAAUAUGGCUACUAUGUGUUACAAUACGAAGGUCCUGAUAUUCCUACGACGGUCGUCAAAAAGAUUGACAAUAGCUCAUUUGAGUUGGUAUUGCAGGACAAUCAACCGCUGCGAGAUGUGUUGUCUGAAUAUGAACUACCUCGAACACGUAUGGUGUCUGUCAAGAGUGGUGGUAUUGAUAUGGAUGCGAUGGAAGUAUUGCCGCCUGACUUUGAUGCUACCAAGAAAUACCCUGUCUUGUUCCAUGUCUAUGGUGGGCCUGGAUCACAGUUGGCUUCGUAUCAAUUUGAAUUGUCUUGGAGUACCUUUUUAGCUAGUAAAUUAGGGUACAUUAUUGUCACUGUGGAUGGCAGAGGCACUGGGUUUAAAGGAAGAAAGUAUCGCUCCGGUGUCAGAGAAAGAUUAGGUGAAUUAGAGACGAUUGAUCAAAUCAAUGCAGCCAGACAUUGGGCAUCAUUAGAAUACGUCGAUCCAUCACGGAUUGCUAUUUGGGGAUGGUCUUAUGGUGGUUAUAUGGCUUCCAAAGUUAUUGAAGCCAACAGUGGUCUUUAUGCAGCAGGAAUGGCUGUGGCUCCUGUGACAGACUGGCGAUUUUAUGACUCUGUCUAUACAGAAAGAUAUAUGUCUACACCUGAAUUGAACCCUGAAGGAUACAUACAGAGUGCCGUCAACAAUAUGACUGGAUUUGAGAACACACGUUAUUUACUUGUACAUGGCACGGGUGAUGAUAAUGUUCAUUUUCAAAAUGCAGCUGUCUUGGUAGAUAAGUUGACGCAAGCUAAUGUUCAUAAUUACCAAGUACAGUUUUACACAGACAAUAGUCAUCCUAUACAAUACCACAAUGCUAACCAAAACGUAUACUAUUUACUCACAAAUUUUCUUUGGGAAAGGUAAGAUUAUAAAUAAUUAGAAGCAAUGAUGGUUUGUGCUGACUUUUUCUUUAGUUUUGGUGGUGAAGAAUAUCAACAUGUUCGACAAGAACUUAAUGG
Gilbertella persicaria is the source of this 2890-nucleotide messenger RNA. Its product is annotated as dipeptidyl peptidase IV N-terminal region-domain-containing protein. Gene Ontology annotation, biological process: proteolysis. The record is from RefSeq and is a predicted model, not a curated record. The transcript is spliced from 10 exons. Lineage: Eukaryota; Fungi; Mucoromycota; Mucoromycetes; Mucorales; Choanephoraceae. Gene Ontology annotation, molecular function: dipeptidyl-peptidase activity; serine-type endopeptidase activity. The coding region runs from base 465 to 2795 and encodes 776 amino acids.